AUGGCAGACGCUACUACGACCAAAGCUCCAGGUGGUUUGACUCCUCGUGAAGGAGAAGUCGCUCUUGCUGCUCUUCAGUGUGUCAAAGGUGGUGAUAUUCAGAUCGACUAUGCCGCACUUUGCGACCGUCUUGGUUUCAAAAACGAGGCUUCAGCGAGGACCGCCUGGUGCGUAGUCAGGAGGAAGCUCUUCACUGACACGAAGUCAUCCACCGAUGAACCGGGCACGCCAAAGGCCAAAACACCUCGCAAAGCCAAAGACUCGAAUGUCGCUACACCAAAGCCAGCUCCAAAGGCUUGUGCUGGAGCCGCCGCCGACAAGGAUGGUGGUGAUCAUGACAACGGUGACGAUGAGAAGAGUGGCUCUGCUCCCGCUGUUGCCGCCGGCGACGCGAAUCGAUCUGAAGAAGCCCCAACUACACCCAAGACUCCUACGACCCCCAAGAAGCGGUCCCGCAAGACUAAAGCAGAGAAAGAAGCCGAGGCCGCUGCCAACGGUGAGGCUGCUCCAGGCGACGGUGACGAGGACGAGAAGCCGCCGAAGAAGCGGAGAACUCCCGCCAAGAAGAAGGUGACCGAAAGUGAAAACAAUGGUGAGAUGGACGGCGACACUAAAGCUACUCCUGCCAAAGGGAAGAAAGCUUCCACUCCCCGCAAAUCUGCCACUGCUGCCGCCGACAAAGUCACCGAUGCAGCUGGUCCUGGAGAGGAAGAAAUUGCAGCUGUAAAAGUUGCCACCCCGAUCAAGAAGAAGGAUGGUGUCUCAGACGAGCCAGAGGCGUCCCGUACUGCCGUUUCCACUGGUGCCAGUGCCUCCAAAGUGAUGAAUGCCGAUGUCAACGGAAGUGUUGGCGACACAGCGAGCGCAGCUGUCGAAUCCGUUGCGGCCAAAGCCACUGAAGUCCUGGCGAGGGCGGCUGGCGCUAAUUGA
Fonsecaea pedrosoi CBS 271.37 is the source of this 930-nucleotide messenger RNA. RefSeq lists its product as uncharacterized. Bases 1 to 930 code for a protein of 309 amino acids. The transcript has 4 exons. The record is from RefSeq and is a predicted model, not a curated record. NCBI's taxonomy places the organism in Eukaryota, Fungi, Ascomycota, Eurotiomycetes, Chaetothyriales, Herpotrichiellaceae.